Carassius carassius (crucian carp) is the source of this 795-nucleotide messenger RNA. It is a transcript of the gene cmtm6, whose product is annotated as CKLF-like MARVEL transmembrane domain containing 6. Lineage: Eukaryota; Metazoa; Chordata; Actinopteri; Cypriniformes; Cyprinidae. The record is from RefSeq and is a predicted model, not a curated record. The coding region runs from base 178 to 741 and encodes 187 amino acids. Gene Ontology annotation, cellular component: membrane. The transcript is spliced from 5 exons.
GUGUCGCUGACUUCAGCAACCUCCGUAGGAAGUCCUUCCUAGAAAACCGAGGGAGUGCGGAAGUUGUACACAAGUCUUUUCUCACACAGGUUGGUUACACAAAGGACGCGUGAACGGCAUAAACAGAGCAUAUUAAAACAACCAAUCGAGGUUUAGCUACAUUAUAAAGGCUACAGUAUGGCCACCACAGACACGGUGUACAACACCACAACGACCGCGCACGAGCCCAAAUCAAGAAAAUGGAUCGUCGUGCCUUCAGAGAACAUGGACAAAGUUAGAUUAGUGAUAAAAGUGAUUGAAGUGCUUCUUUCCCUUGUGGCUUUUGUGAUGGAGGAGGUGGUGUCCAGCUGUUCGCAAUGUGGACCACUCUACUUUUUUGAAUUUGUCAGUUGCACAGCCUUGCUCUUCACACUGUUGCUCCUCAUCCUCCUGGCCACACCGCUGCACCAGAGAGUUGGAAUUAACAGCUGGCCUACUCUGGAUUUUGGAUACACAUCAGUCAUGGCAGUCCUGUUUCUCCUUGCCAGCAUUGUGUUUGCGGCAGACAGUGGUCGAACGAGUCUGGAGCAAGGCGCAGUGGCAUUUGGCUUCCUGGCCACAGUGGCCUUCUUCAUUGACUCGGGUCUGUUCUUAAAAAAUCACGGUAUUCCUUGGCGGAAGGGAAACAAUCAACAAGCAGACAACACACCCAGACCAGAGAGUGAGAAACUUAAUGCUAAUGGAAUGGACUUAGUGAACUGAAGAGUUUUACCAGCAGUCUGCUGCUGUAUUCAAAAGCUUUUUCCUAUUUCUCCU